Diospyros lotus (date-plum) is the source of this 1272-nucleotide messenger RNA. Its product is annotated as xyloglucan endotransglucosylase protein 7-like. Gene Ontology annotation, molecular function: hydrolase activity, hydrolyzing O-glycosyl compounds; xyloglucan:xyloglucosyl transferase activity. Gene Ontology annotation, cellular component: apoplast; cell wall. Bases 152 to 1054 code for a protein of 300 amino acids. Lineage: Eukaryota; Viridiplantae; Streptophyta; Magnoliopsida; Ericales; Ebenaceae. Gene Ontology annotation, biological process: cell wall biogenesis; xyloglucan metabolic process. The transcript is spliced from 3 exons. The record is from RefSeq and is a predicted model, not a curated record.
UAUUCAAUCCAAUCGCUCCUGUUCACACCCAACUCAAAACCCCCCUUGGAAUCCCUCCCUCGUUAUCCGUGCCUCUCUCUCUCUAACCCAUCUCCCCUUCUUCCACACCCCACCCCCCUGGUUGUUACCCACUUGCACGGACCAGCCAUCCAUGUCUUCUCCGCCAUUGAUGCUUCUCGCUUUGGCUCUCUUCUUCUCUUCAGCCGCCGCCAGCUUCCACGGAGAUUUCGAUGUAACGUGGGGCGAUGGCCGCGCCAGAAUUCUUGACAACGGCCAGAGCAUCACCCUCUCGCUCGACCAAGCCUCCGGCUCCAGCAUCCAGUCCAGGAACGAGUUUCUGUUCGGAAAGUUCGACGUUCAGCUCAAGCUCGUGCCCGGAAACUCCGCCGGAACUGUCACUUCGUUUUAUUUAUCGUCUCACGGGGCGUUGCAUGACGAGAUCGACUUCGAAUUCCUGGGGAAUUUGAGCGGCGACCCUUACGUUCUCCACACCAAUGUUUUUACGCGAGGUGGAGGAGGAAGGGAGCAACAGUUCUACCUCUGGUUCGAUCCGACGGCGGAUUUUCACACCUAUUCCGUCCUGUGGACGGCGAAGAGCAUCGUAUUCUCCGUGGACGGAACAGCGAUCCGAGAGUUCAGAAACCUGGAAGGAAUUGGAGUUCCAUAUGCGAACAAGCAGGCGAUGAGGGUAUAUGCAAGCAUAUGGAACGCAGAGUUCUGGGCCACAAGAGGCGGCCAAGUCAAGACCAACUGGACCCAAGCUCCCUUCACUGCUUCCUACAGGAGAUUCCAUGCCGACGCCUGCAUCUGGUCUUCUGGCAAAUCAUCCUGCAGUUCUGAUGACGACGAUCUUGAUGAUGGUGAUGAUGAUGAUGAUGAUGAUGAUUGGCUUGCAAAAGAGUCGGAUUUGAUGAUCCAGGAGAGCAUCAGAUGGGUACAGAAAAAGUACAUGAUAUAUAACUACUGCAGCGAUGCAGAGAAGCAUCCCGGAGGUGUUCCUGCAGAAUGCGUUGCCAAAAACUCUAUUAGGGAAGAAGAUUUAGAAAGCAUUUGAUGGGGGGAUUUGGUUUUGCCACAGAUAUGUUGAUUAAUUGCGUUCUUGUUGUCCCACUUCUGUAAUUACUGUAACCGUCGAUUGAAUUGGAUUGAUUUUGUUGGGCAUGCGUUGAAUUUAAUCUACCUGCAUGUAAUUACACAGCCAAUCAAUUGAAUUCAUCAUUGUUAGCACCAAAAAUACAAUAGAUAUACUAUUAAUUUACGUUUUUAGUUUAA